Molecule: messenger RNA, 519 nt
Organism: Eupeodes corollae
Lineage: Eukaryota; Metazoa; Arthropoda; Insecta; Diptera; Syrphidae
Exons: 2
Coding region: 39-413 (124 amino acids)
Source: RefSeq, a predicted model, not a curated record
AUACAACAGUUCCGAAACGGAAAGGUAGUGUAUCAAACAUGGAACUCAAAGCGCUACAGGCGCUUUCAGCGGCUGAUAAAAUAGCUAAUGCGAUAACAAACAAACCAUCCUCAGUUCUUCGGCAUUUCUUAGGCAAUUUAGAAGAGGAAAUGAUAGUUGUAAAGGAUGAAGAUCUGAUGCGGGAGAUGAAGUGGAAGAUAUAUGACAUCGUUAAACAAUUCCAAAUCAAACAAUGUAAUGUAACCGUACCACCGUCAAGAUCUUCAACUCCAUCAAGAUUUACCAAUUAUUCCAGAGUAAGGUUGUUGUCUGAAGUCACCGAUGAAGAAAAUUCCAAUUCUACAAGUUCAUCAAACAGAAACAUAAUUGAAAGUUCAAUGGAAGAUGUUUUUGAUGACGAAGAUUUUUUAUAAAUAAUUAAUAGUCUUUUUUGUGUUUCGUUUUUUUGUUUUGUUAAUUUUUAUUUUUGUUUAGUUUUAAAAAACUGUGGUAGGUAUUGUUCAUUGCUCAUAUUUUGUU